AUGGCCCGCCGCAACGGUAGAGCGCCAGCAAAGGCGACGAACAACUUCAAGGGCGAGGCGAAUAACAGACGCCCGCGCAACGAGGCUGGACCAUCCAAGCCGCGCACCAUUCACGACGUCUACGAUUAUGCGGUGGAUCAAGAGGAUGCAAAGCGUAGAGGGAAGCAGGGGAGAGUGGCUGCGAGAGCACAGCAAGCAACCGAUCAGGACCAAGACGAAGAGAUGGGCAGGCGAAGACGUCCAGCAGGGUCAGACGACGAUAGCGAGGAUUCGGAUGACGCUCGAGGUGGAGUCAUUGGCACAGACGAGGAGCUGGGCAGCGAUGACGAAGAUUCGGACAUUGAGAGUGACGAAGCGUUUGGGGAGAGCGAUGACGAACAGUACGGCAACUAUACGUUUGCCUCAGAUCGUAGAAGAGGAGCAGAGGAGGACGAGGGCGAGGACGACGAGGACGCUGGCAUGGUCGACCUCAGCACGAUGCUCGGCGGGGAUGGCGGCGCGAGUGGCUCCGAGGACGAAGAGAGCGGCGAGGACGAUGACGAGUCCGAAGAUGGAGAGCAUGGCGACCUGUCCAGCCUCGCCACCUCGUACGCCCAGCCGUCUAAGCGCGCAGGAGACGACGAAGAUCGGGACGACGCGCUACCCACCAAGCGGCGCCGUCGUGUCCUCUCAUCGCGCACCGAAGCUGGCCCCGAAUCAGAGUAUGCCGCCCCUUCACGCGGCAACCUCGCCUUGGACGACCUUCUUGCCCCACUCUCUUCUGGAGCUCAGGCUGGCGAUCACAGCGCCCUGCUCAACAGCACCAAGGCUCUGCGCGGCACCGCACGCAACGACAAGCAGCCCGUAGCCUCUAAGCGCGGUGGUGGUGCCCUCUCCGCCCCUCUGCCCGACGUAGUCAAGGAUCGCUUGCAGCGCUCAGCAGGGUACGAUCUCUCACGCCAGGAGGCAGAAAAGUGGCAGCCAACCAUCAAGCGACUGCGCGAGGCUGAGCACCUUUCAUUCCCACUCCAACCGGACACGUCCCGCCCUUCCAAACCUUCGACUGCCCAGCUCGCCGCAUCCUUCAAGCCAUCCAACGCCCUCGAGCAGGACGUCGACGCCUUGCUGCAGGCCGAAGGCAUGUCCGAGGCUCAGAUCGCCAAGAAUGAGGAGCUCGCCAUGCGCCACCUCACACCGCAGGAGCAGCAGAAGCGUCGCGAUGAGCUCAGGAAGAUGCGCGACCUCAUGUUCAGGCAGGAGCAAAAGGCUAAGCGAGUAAGCAAGAUCAAGAGCAAGACAUUUAGAAAGAUUGCGCGCAAGGAUCGAGAGAGGGAGAGGGCCAAGCUGCGUGAGGCGGGGCUGUUAGAGGGUGAGAGCGAAGACGGCGAGGAUGAUGAGGAACGCUUGAAGCACGAACGUGAGAGGGCACAAGAACGCGCGACGCUCAAGCACAAGAACACGGGAAAGUGGGCAAAGCAGCAGCUGGGCAAGCGUGGCGGUGAUGACUACUCACGCGAGGCCUUGAAUGAGCAGUUGCAAAAGGCUCAGCAGCUCAGGCGAAGGAUGGAGGGGCGCGGUGAUGAGAGUAGCGAGGGUGAGAGUGGCAGCGACGCUGAGAGCAACGCAGAUCCUGCUCGUGCGGCAUACGACGAGCUGCGCACUCUCGACGCCAAAGAGGAGCGAGAUGCGGGGGCCGAGGGCAGCAAGAAGGGCGUCUGGAACAUGAAGUUUAUGCAGGAUGCGAGGAAUAGGGAGGACAAGGCUACGCAGCAGGUGCGAGAUGACCUUGAGUCGGACCUGCGCAAGAUGGCGGGGCAGGACGGCAGCGAUGAGGAUGAGGACGAUUUGGGCGAUCAAGCAGUGGUCGGUCGCCGCGUCUUCAAGGCUGCGCCUACGGAGGGCAAGAGCAAAACAAUCGCCCAGCCAGCGGGCAAGGCAGCGGCGAAGGCAGCGCCUGCCGUCGAGCCCGCCCCCGCUCGUUCACCAUCUCGCAGCCCCUCUCCGCCCCCUCCCGCGCGCGAAGACGCCACUCCAGCAUCCAACCCUUGGCUCGUCGCAGAUACCACAAAGCGCGCCCACAAGCCCACCGCCACCUCUUCGACCUCCACCUUUGCAGCAAAGUCUGCCUCCAAGCUCGAGAAGCGCAAGAGCAAGCACGAUGCCACACGCAAAGAGGCAGACGAAGACGAUCGACGCCUCGAUAUUGAUCCGGAAGCAAUGCUGGGUGCUGCGGCGCCCAAGUCGGCGAAGAAGGCUGUGCAGCAGCCCGACGAGGACGGCAGUGACAGCGACGAGGAUCAGCCCGUGGAGAUGUCCGCUCCUGGCCGUCGUGCCCCGCGCACCGCCUUCACGCAACGCGACCUCAUCGCCGAGGCCUUUGCCGGAGACGACGUUGCGGCAGACUUUGCUGCGCAAAAGGCACGCGUAGAAGAUGAGGAUGCACCGCAAGAGCAGGAGACCGCGAGCCUGCCUGGCUGGGGAUCGUGGGGUGGCAAGGGGAUCAAGAAGAAUCGAAAGAGCGGUACGGCCGCCUCACGCGCGGCGAAGAAGACGGUUACGCCGGGUUUGGACAAGGAGAAGCGCAAAGAUGCGGGCAUGGCGAACGUGAUCAUUAAUGAGCGAAAGGACAAGAAGGCGGAGAAGUAUCAGGUGAAAGACUUGCCCUACCCCUACACGUCAGCGAAGCAGUACAAUGCUGCCCGCGAGCAACCCUUGGGCAGGGAGUGGAAUACGCUCACGCAGAACCAGAGGCUCACGAUGCCCAAGGUGCUUGCGACCAAGCCGGGAGCAGUUAUCAAGCCGAUUCAGAGGCCAAUGGCCGCUCAAGCGAGCCAGACGUCGACCACCGCCGCCCUCAGCUCAGCCACCGCUGCCGCUAUGAACGCGGUGCGAAGUCCGUCUGCUGGAGCAGGGCGACUGCACAAUAGCCUACCCUUUACCCGUGCCGGUGAGCGAGCUCUGUUGGCGAUGGCACGGUUCGAGAGCUCGUCCGACGCCAAUUACCUGCUGGCCAUGGACUGUGAGCUGCAGUGUGCUCGAGCCCUUGCCGAGAUACAGCAGAGACCUCUUCAAGAGAUCAUUCCGCUCUCGGUGCUAGAGGCCCGGUUCAAUCAUUGCCAAGCUCUUGUGGAGAAGUACGAGGACGAAGGCUGCCGUCUUCGUGACUACUCGCCACGCUCCCGCCUGCUUCGUGCAUGGGAUCGUCUUCGCCGCCGUUUUGGCCUCGCACAUAUGCGCACAGACGAUCAGCACCCCUCUGAAUCAGGCGGUCCUCACUUACCUCAAGCUCUGGCUCCCGGCGAUUCCGAAAACACGUCCGCUGCUCAUGCCCAAUGA
Molecule: messenger RNA, 3315 nt
Organism: Jaminaea rosea
Lineage: Eukaryota; Fungi; Basidiomycota; Exobasidiomycetes; Microstromatales
Product: Utp14-domain-containing protein
Exons: 4
Coding region: 1-3315 (1104 amino acids)
Biological process (GO): rRNA processing
Cellular component (GO): small-subunit processome; nucleolus
Source: RefSeq, a predicted model, not a curated record